AGUCAACCAUGCACACCUCAAACGCAUACAUCUGUGAUUCAUUCAAGAGGCGGAUCGUCUGUCGUACGUGGAGAGCGAGAGGAGAACACGCGCGUUUCUUUACGGAACAUGGCAUAGAGAUCGUGUCCGAGUGAGAGCAGCUCGGGCCGUGUGAGAGCUGAUCAGCUGACCUGCAGCAUCCCUGACCGACGGUCUGCAGCUCUGACCAUCGACCUGCGCUCCCCGAGAGACGAGAACUCAGGAGACGGAGGAACUACAGCGCCAUGGCGGCAGAGAUCCAUCCCCGACCGCAGACAAGAAAACCCGUGCUGCUGAGUAAGAUCGAGGGUUUCCAAGAUGUUGUGAACACGGCUGUGAUCAUCCCCAAAGAGGACGGGGUUAUCAGUGUAUCUCAAGACAGGACAAUCCGCGUGUGGUUGAAGAGGGACAGUGGUCAGUACUGGCCUAGUGUGUUUCACACAAUGCCAGUGGCGUGCUCAUGUAUGUCAUUUAACCCAGAGACAAGGAGGAUCUCUGUAGGGUUGGAAAAUGGCACUGUAUCGGAGUUUGUCUUAUCGGAGGACUACAACCAAAUGAUUCCUGCACGAACAUAUCAGGCUCAUCAGGGUGGCGUGACCGUGGUGCUGUUUGUCUUAGAGAUGGAGUGGAUUCUAAGUACAGGACAGGACAAGAGCUUUACGUGGCACUGCUCCGAGAGCGGACAGCAGCUGGGCACAUACAGGACCACAGCAUGGGUGUCUGGACUACAAUUUGAUGUGGAAACCAGACAUGCCUUCGUUGGAGAUCAUUCCGGUCAAGUGACAAUCCUAAAGCUGGAGCAGGACAACUGCAGCCUGGUCACCACCUUUAAAGGCCACACGGGCAAUGUCACAGCCCUGUGUUGGGAUCCUGUGCAAAGGGUUUUAUUCUCUGGAAGUUCUGAUCAUUCUAUCAUCAUGUGGGACAUUGGAGGCCGCAAAGGCACAGCCAUUGAGCUCCAGGGACACAAUGAUAAAGUGCAGGGUUUGUGUUACGCUCCUCACACCCGUCAGCUCAUUUCCUGUGGCUCAGAUGGAGGAAUAGUUAUCUGGAACAUGGACGUCACUCGACAAGAGACUCCGGAGUGGCUUGACAGUGACUCGUGUCAGAAAUGUGAACAGCCAUUCUUCUGGAAUUUUAAACAGAUGUGGGACAGUAAGAAAAUUGGCCUGCGACAGCAUCACUGCAGGAAGUGUGGCCAGGCCGUGUGUGGAAAGUGCUCCUCCAAACGCUCCACUAUUCCUCUGAUGGGAUUUGAGUUUGAGGUGCGGGUUUGUGACAGUUGUCACGACUCCAUAACAGAUGAGGAACGGGCGCCCACUGCAACCUUCCAUGACAGUAAACACAGCAUCACACACAUGCAGUAUGAACCCACCAGGGGCUGGCUGCUCACCUCCGGGACAGACAAAAUCAUCAAGCUAUGGGACAUGACUCCAGUGGUAUCAUAGGAAUCCUGUGUAUCGUCUGAAGGCAGGAACAAAGAAUCAGCGCUGAACUGAACUGAACUGAGAAUCAUGUGUUUGUGGAAAAACAUUCAGAGUUCAGGUCACAUUCCAUGGGCAGCUUCAUCUCAAGGAUAUCCUGACACUGAACUGAGCAUGUGCAAUUGUAUGUAUUUGUGCAUGUGCACACGGGUUAUGGGAACAAACGUGUAAAUAUUGUCCAGUUUAAAUCUGCUUAGUUCAGGUUGUUUAUAUUGACAUAUACCAGUGUUGUUAUAGUGUCUGUGAAACUCUUUGCACUCAUUCUAUCCUCAUCGUAUGUCUUAUCCCAAAUGCAGAUGAAUCCUUGUUACACUGCAUCAAAGCAUGCUGGAACUGUUUUAUAUGCAAGUGCCUCUACCGCACCUCGAUCAAUGGUUUUUGGCAUGGGAAAAUAGUCUCUGCUAUUGCCUCCUGGGGCCCGUUUCACUAAGGAGGUUCAACCAACUCUGAGUUUAAACUUGAACUCUGAGUUGACUUAACCUGAGAUGGGUAACUCUGAGUUUUCGGUUACAGGACAGCUGAAAUGAGUUGGUUUAAUCAACUC
Molecule: messenger RNA, 2046 nt
Organism: Carassius auratus (goldfish)
Lineage: Eukaryota; Metazoa; Chordata; Actinopteri; Cypriniformes; Cyprinidae
Product: WD repeat and FYVE domain-containing protein 2-like
Exons: 12
Coding region: 264-1466 (400 amino acids)
Biological process (GO): positive regulation of fat cell differentiation; positive regulation of protein phosphorylation
Cellular component (GO): early endosome
Molecular function (GO): metal ion binding; protein binding
Source: RefSeq, a predicted model, not a curated record